Drosophila kikkawai is the source of this 4247-nucleotide messenger RNA. It is a transcript of the gene tara, whose product is annotated as taranis. Gene Ontology annotation, cellular component: nucleus. Lineage: Eukaryota; Metazoa; Arthropoda; Insecta; Diptera; Drosophilidae. Gene Ontology annotation, molecular function: transcription regulator activity. The record is from RefSeq and is a predicted model, not a curated record.
CCGAGCGUUUUAUUUGUGAUUUUAACACGGCGUAGCGAGGUCCACGUCGCCAGGCCGCUCCGUCAGAUACAAUUCGAAAACGACGUAAACGCCAGCGCGCGUAAUUCAAAGUUAUCAAAAUUCCAGUUGCCCGCUCUCGUUCCCGGAAAAGUGCUGAGUGCGAAAAAUACCCAAUUCAAAAUUAUAAAAAUAUAUUUUAUAAAUCUGGCUUAGCACCAGAAAGUGAACCACAACAACAAACAGAUUGCAGUGCCAGUAUGUCAUCCCAGUGCUGUGAUGCCGCUUUGGGCCGCUCCUAUGCCUGCUCGUCCCGCUUUCCUUCGGGACACCUGCUGGCCGCCCUCUGAUCCGCCCGCGUCCACAUCCACGCCCAGUGACUGACUGACAGGGAUCUCCGUCCUGAUAUAAGCGGGAUCCGAUCCUGAACAUACAAAACUCCAACGCGAAACAUUUUUUUAUUCGUUCAUCCAUAUCUUUUUGGAUACUAAAACGUUGUGAAACUGAGAACGGCCCAGCCGAAAAUGUGCACUGAGGUAAAUUCCGCGAUGGGUCUUCAAGCAACAGCCGCCACGAAGCGGAAGCAUGAGCUGACCUUCGAUAGCAAGGAUGCCAACACCACCUACACGGGCACCUGUGCCCCACCCCCCGUCAAGGCCAACAAGUGGGCCAUAAGCAACAACAACUACCUGGAAUCGCUCGAGGAGCAGCAGCAGCAGCAAUCGCCCGCGGAGCCAGCCGCAGCGGCCAUCGAGUCCAACAAUAACCAUAUAGUGGUGGAUGCAUCCAUGGACAUGGAUAUGGAUGCAAUGAAGCCCACGGAGACAAGUAUUAGCAAUGGUCAUGAAGUUACUACCGCCGUCGCAGCCGUCGCCGUUCUGAAGAGUCAAGCGGAGGUGCCGCUGCCACCGACUGCGAGUGCCGCCAUUCCGGAGGACAGUAUCGCCAAGCUGGAAGUGGUGACAUCCGCCGUGCCCUGUGAACCCUGGACCAGCGCUGUUGGCAGCUCCUCAACGCCCUCAGCGGUGGCUGGAGGAGCCGCUGCCUCUUCGGAGCCCGUGGAUUGCAUCUCCAAGCUGCAGGCAGUGGCCGUGCCCAGUGAUCCGUGGGGCAGUAUUGCCACGCGUUCCACGCUGGCAACGACGCUGCUUAGCGCCGAUGAGUUGGACGACGACGAUGAUGAUUUCGAGGACGAUUACGAGGAGGAGGAGAGCAUCAUACCCACCUACUGUCCCAUGCGUUACCAUCCAUUUGUGCCCCAUCCGCACCCGCACUCGCAUCCGCACCAGCUACCGCCGCACCCUCUCCAGCAGCAGCAACAGCAGGCCCAUCCUCAGCAGCUCUCCCAGCAGCAGCAGCAGCCACAGCAUCCCCAGCAACAGCAGCAGAGGAGCUAUGCCCCGGGCUAUGGCAGUCGGCAGCCCAACUAUUAUUCGGAGCCCUUCCCGCAGCAGAACUGCUCGCGGACCGGAGGACCGCAGCACAUGACUCAAGCGCCGCCAACGCCGCAGCAGGCGCGUGGAUUCGCUCCUCCCCAGUGGGCAACGGCGGGUGCAGGCAGCAGUCCGGCGAAUCCCGCAGCCGGAGGUCAGCAGUUCUACGAGACGGCGAACGGAGUAGGAGGAGGCGCGUAUGCCCAACCGGCGGCGCCGCCACAACAAACGAUUCGCUGUGCAGAGAAUGGCAAGUCCUAUUUGGAUUUGGGCUGCAGCAGUGGCUCGCCCACCGCCGCCGCUGGAGGAGGAGGAGGAUCGCCCAGCAGUCCGCCACCCUCCUCGGCGCCCGUUCCUGUUCCUUUUGCCGGCCUGCCGCUCCACGGUCUGCCCCUGAAACGAUGCUGCGAUGGCCGGGCCGGCGGAUGGUGCAGUGCCAACAGGAGUUGCUACAAGGACACGCGGCUGAAGAUACGCAAUCUGUCCAUGUUCAAGCUCUCCCGCUUCCGCCAGGUCUCGGAGCAGUCGCUGUACCGCUCAGUGCUCAUCUGCAACACGCUGAAGCGGAUCGAUCGCGAGAUCGAGGCGGAGGCCAAGGAGCUGCAUCAGGCGGCGCAGCAGCAUCACCAGCAGGCGGCGGCAGCAGCAGCCGCAGCAGCAGCGGCGGCCGCCCAAGCAGCGCAAUACCAUCCAGCCUACCAGCAGCAGCAACAGCAAUCCCCGCCAGCGCCACUGCAUCCGCAUCCCCAGCAGCAACAGCAGCAGCAGCAGAUGGACUAUGCGCCAGUUUUGAACUGUGCCCGCUUGGCCAACAUGGAUCACUACCAGCAACUGAAUUUCCAGCCCCAGCAGCAGCCUCAGCAACAACAGCAGCAACAUGGUUACCAUGAGCGCCUGGAGAGCCAGCCCGCCUACAGAGGAGUGGCAGCGGGAGCCAGUGGCUUUGCCACGCAGCCCAGCAACUGUGAUACAUCCCCCAGUGGCGGCAACAACAGCAAUGCAGCCUCGCCAGCAACAGCGGCCAGCAGUAAUCUGCAUCCCUAUGACCACUAUCCCUUCCGGGAGUCGCAGUCUGGUCGAGCCACGCCCUUUCCCGCCUGCCCCACAGCCACAGCAGCAGCAGCAGCAGCAGCGGCAGCAGCUUCGGCUGCAGCGGCCCCAGGAUCAGCUGCACCGGGAUCAUCCAGUGGUGCCUCCGCCGUCCUGAGCAACUGCAUCACCAGCAACAGCAGCAAUGGCAGCAGUUCUAGUUCCCCCGCCAUCAGCAAUAGCGGCAGCAGCAGCAACACCAGUUCCUCGAGCACAGGCAGCAGCAGUGGCAGCAUCGCCUCCAGCGGCUGUGGGAGCAAUCCUCCAGUUGCCUCGGUCGUCAGCAGCAGCAAUAACUGCGACACCAGCGACUCUGGCUAUGCGGACGACGAUUCCACUCGCUCGAUCAACUGGAGCUCGGUGCUCAGCCUGAGCUCACAAUCGGCGCUGGAUCCGCUGAACAACAACGAUCUGUUCAGCAUACUCCCGGCGGCGGCUACACCCACAGCCGUGCCGGUUUCAGUGCCAGCCAGCAGCUCCAGCUCCUCCUCGUCCUCGACACUGGCGUUCAGUGGCAGUUUCACCACGGUUCAGGCAAACAGUGGGAACAGCAGCAGUAGCAGCAGCAGCAGCAGUGGGAGCUCGAGCUCCACUACGGCCACCUUCACGACUCUGUCCACCAUCUCCUCGGCGACGCAUUCGCUGACCUCGUCCUACGUGAGCAGCAUCAGUUCGAAUGUGUCGGCGGGCGCCAAUACCUGGGAGUAUGGAUUCCUGGACAUGGAGUUUGGACUGGGAUCCGAGUUCACGGAACUGGUGCCCAGCUGCAAGCUCAGCUCCGAGGAUCUGUUCAAGAGCGGACUCGGCGGCCAGGUGGUGGCCGCCUCUCGCCUCCACGACAACGAGCUGGAGCAGCCUGCCCACAUCAUGGUCGGCAGUUAGUAUCAGUUGUAGACAACAACGAGGACGAGGAAGGCAGGCUCCCCGGCGGAUAGCGGCGGCGUGCUGGUCGCGUCGCCAGCUGGCGCCCACUAGCAAUUCCAAGCAGUAUUGAAAGGAAAAGGGAGGAGAGUGCCUGGAGAGAGGGGAUUCUCGAUCGUAAUUGCUAAUUAUGCUCAGGUUGUGAACGUGCAUGUAACCCUUAUCCUUGGUCCUACGGCAUCCCCUUCUCCACAGCUCCGCUCCUCCGCAAAAGCAAUCCGAUGGCACUCAAAUUUAUUGCAAUUUAUUAAAAAGAAACUUUGUAACUAAGUGAGAAACAGAAAACGACAAAGAACAAAAAAUUAUAAAAUAAAAAAAGAAAAAACACAAUGAUUAUGACAAAUGAGCAAGCAAAAACUAUUAGCAAAUUUUUGAUAAGUGUAAAUAUUGUUAGCUAAGUAAGUUUAAAGGCAGAGCAGCGAACUCCUAGGCUUAAGUGAGCUCGAUGAAACGGAAAAAAUCUAUAUAUUAGCGUAACUUUAGCUUUGUUAGUUGCAAUUGUUGCAGUUUUUCGAUUCCACAACACCAAUACACCAACAACAACAACAACUACAAUGUCAAGACGAACAACAAACAGCUGUUUGGCGAGUUUUUCAACAACAAGAACAACCAGAUCAAUUAACAAAAUUAUGUUUUUGGCCACAAAGGAUUAUGAAGAAGCCGAUGAAAAAUCGAAAAACGUUUACUAUAUAUUACUAGCCAUAAGUAUUAUUAUUUAUAUACAAGAACCGCAAGAAAACAACAAACAAACAACAAAAGAACAACUUAAAACAAAGUUUUAUAAAAGAAAAAACAAAGCAAAAAGAA